AUGGCGUUGUGCAAGAUUAUUUCACUAUCCCUCGUUUGCAUUUUAAGCUCAGCCCUUCUCCAAUCCACUCAUGCCCAAGACACACCGCAAGACUACCUCCUUGCCCACAACAACGCUCGAGCGGCAGUUAAUGUCGGGCCGUUGUCAUGGGAUGAUGAUGUAGCAGCCUAUGCACAAGACUAUGCCAAUCAACACAUUGGCGACUGCGUUCUUGUGCACUCUGAUGGACCCUACGGCGAAAACCUUGCUGGGAGCACCGGUGACUUGUCGGGCACGUCUGCCGUGAACCUGUGGGUGGCGGAGGAGGCCGACUACGACUACGACUCUAACUCAUGUGCCGACGGCAAGGUGUGUGGGCAUUAUACGCAGGUCGUUUGGAGCAACUCAGCUCGUCUGGGGUGUGCAAAGGUGACGUGCAACAGUGGAGGUACCUUCAUCGGGUGCAACUAUGAUCCACCAGGCAACGUUGUUGGGCAGAAGCCUUACUAA
Molecule: messenger RNA, 489 nt
Organism: Prunus dulcis (almond)
Lineage: Eukaryota; Viridiplantae; Streptophyta; Magnoliopsida; Rosales; Rosaceae
Product: pathogenesis-related protein 1-like
Exons: 1
Coding region: 1-489 (162 amino acids)
Cellular component (GO): extracellular region
Source: RefSeq, a predicted model, not a curated record